Molecule: messenger RNA, 1136 nt
Organism: Sinocyclocheilus grahami
Lineage: Eukaryota; Metazoa; Chordata; Actinopteri; Cypriniformes; Cyprinidae
Product: T-lymphoma invasion and metastasis-inducing protein 2-like
Exons: 3
Coding region: 1-612 (203 amino acids)
Biological process (GO): small GTPase-mediated signal transduction; activation of GTPase activity
Molecular function (GO): guanyl-nucleotide exchange factor activity
Source: RefSeq, a predicted model, not a curated record
AUGCCUUGCGCCCUUAUUUUGGAUGAUUGCGCUGGACCAGUUCAGCUCCUCAAGUUUUCCCCCACCUUAGAGUCCAAUUCUAGAUUAUCUGGUGUAACACCAUCAUUACAAGCCCAUUUUGGAGCUCCACAGGCAGUUGCCAGCUUCAAAAGCAGUAAAGGUAGCUCUCUGAGCUCAGAUGGCUCCUUCGACUUGCCCUGGGGGACUAGUGUUGAACUUCACGAUUCAGACAAUGGAUCCCCUAAUAGCCAAAGACCAAGUAUUUCAACAAAAGUGGGUUUUCUCACUGAGCAGUUGCCUGCCAUUACUAUAGCUGACCUCUACAAGGAUCCCAGAAUUGCUGCCACCUUCCCCAUGGUUAAGGAUUUGCCGUUUUCAAAUAAUAGCCAUUUAAAGCACAGGUCCUCCUUUGUGUCCGUGAUGGAGGAACUCUGGUCAGAGGGGGGCCAAGAGGAAAUGCAAUAUUGCUCCGUCACCCUACCUAGCCAGAAACCAAAGCCUUUUCUAGACAAUAAUGGAAAGAAAGUGUCCAUCAGGAACAGAUUUAGGCGUAUUAGUGACUGGACUGGAAGUUUGACCAGGAAAAAAAGGAAGUUUCAGAAAUCCUUAUGAAAGACCUGACCAAUGUCUAGAAAUGAAAAUAUCUAAGUAACUUGAGGCUGGACUUAAGCCGUACUACCAACUAGCAGACACAUUUUCUUAUAUAUCACCACUCACAUUUUGUUUUUCUUUUUUUUCAUAAAUUCUAGUUUGUUUGUUUUUGUCAUUUUUAGCCACAUGCCUUAUAGUCAGUGCAAGCAUGACUGAUGAGUGCAAGCAUCAGUCCAUUGGGUUAUUGACUGUUGUUACUUAUGCCAGGUGCCACUGCGGGCACUAUUGCUUUGCCCAGGAGCACAUGUAGGGCAUAAUAUUGAAAUCUACAUCAUGCCAGCUCAAUGAGACAAGGAAACCAUGGGGCUCUACCAAAAGAAUAUCAGGAUACAUUGGAGCUGAAAAAUGCAAAAACUUUUAGUGCUCUGAAGAUGGCAGGAUGUUGUGUUCCUCGCAAAUGCAAUGUUUGGCAUUUGGUGGGUACCAAAAGAAAGCAAGGGAUAAAUUCUGUGGUGUUGAUUAAUUAAAGAUUGUAAUGGCGGAAA